Molecule: messenger RNA, 447 nt
Organism: Rhagoletis zephyria (snowberry fruit fly)
Lineage: Eukaryota; Metazoa; Arthropoda; Insecta; Diptera; Tephritidae
Source: RefSeq, a predicted model, not a curated record
AUGGCAAAGAUGAACAAACUGGUGACGUCCUCGCGACGGAAGAACCGCAAGGCGCACUUCAACGCCCCCUCCCACCUGCGCCGACGCAUCAUGAGCGCGCCGCUGAGCAAGGACCUCCGCCAGAAGCACGGCGUCCGCUCCAUGCCCAUCCGCAAGGACGACGAGGUCCAGGUCGUCCGCGGCCACUUCAAGGGCCCCCAGUUCGGCAAGGUGGUCAGCUGCUACCGCUCCAAGUACGUCAUCUACAUUGAGCGCGUCCAGCGGGAGAAGGCCAACGGCGCCACCGUCUACGUCGGCAUUCACCCCUCAAAGGUCGUGAUCGUCAAGCUGAAGAUGGACAAGGACCGCAAGCAGAUCCUCGACCGAAGGGCCGAAGGCAAGCGCCUGGCGGAGGGCAAGGCAAAGGGCAAGCACACCGACGAGUCGGUGGCGAUGGAGACCGCUUAG